This is a messenger RNA of Cloeon dipterum, 3396 nucleotides long. Its product is annotated as zinc finger protein 551-like. Gene Ontology annotation, cellular component: nucleus. The record is from RefSeq and is a predicted model, not a curated record. Lineage: Eukaryota; Metazoa; Arthropoda; Insecta; Ephemeroptera; Baetidae. The coding region runs from base 1734 to 3236 and encodes 500 amino acids. Gene Ontology annotation, molecular function: DNA-binding transcription factor activity, RNA polymerase II-specific. The transcript has 5 exons. Gene Ontology annotation, biological process: regulation of transcription by RNA polymerase II.
GUGUGUGUGUGUGUGUGUGUGUUGUGUAACUUGUUGAAAGUAAGAGCUACGAGAUGAGAUGCUUUGUGCUGCACUUGUUUGCUCUCUCUCACUUGCUCGUUUUAUGCAUGUAGAUGUGGUGCUGCACACGUUAUGUACCACAUAUACUCUCAUGCCUGUUCAACGGAAAUUAACCGUACUGCUUUAUGGGAUUCGAUUUUUCUUUUUGCCUCGCUUUGAUUGUCAACAAGGCUGGAAAAAUUGCCAGCACGGUACACACGGCGGGGAAUAUCAUUGUUAUGAUUGAAAGCGUUGAAUAAACGGUUGAUGCGAACGCUGAAGAAGUGGCAAUUUGUCUGUUUGAGCUCAAAAUCGUGCCACAAAGCACCGGAGCUGCAGGGGUUAUGCAAUUUGGUGGGCACGUCCGUCAAGCAGGUUGCAUACAUUCGAUUUAUUCGGAGUGACUAAAUAAUCUUGCACUUGAUUCAAAAUGUGAGGAUCAAGCUAUUUAUCAAUGGACCAAUACAUUUUUUAAAUUUGAUAAUAAAAAUACUUCAAAACACAAGUUAAUUGAAUUAAACAAGAGCCAUUAUUUGCUGGUUUUCGUACCAUUCCAGCAUCUUUAGGUUCAAAUUGGUUCUGGGCCAGCAGGGUAACUUUUCCCCAUAUUCAAAACCAAAAGCUCCAGGGACAAAAGUUUGCCAUUGUAUUAAAAAAACUGGGGAGGCGAAAAGAUGGCCAAAUGGGGCCCAGGCUCCUCUGCGGCCACUCAGGCCCCAUGUUUUCCGAUCGGUAGUGUUAUUGAUAUCCCGUGAGCUCAUAGCUCAUAUAUAUAUAUAUAUAUACACACAUGACGCAGGAAUUAUUGUAAUACUUCAAGGAUAAAAAUUCCUAACCCCAAAUUCUGCAUUGUGAAAUAUUUACGAGAGAUUCAAUUGUGUCUACACAAUUAUUAGUUGUGUAAAUAUUAGGGGGAAGGGGCGAACCCUGGCAAGGCUAAAUUCGGUAUAUAUCCAUCAUUAUCACUUGUUUUGCUUUUAUCAAGUAAGUCAAUUGAUAGCUGCGGCAGGUGAGACAAGAUACUCUGCAAGUUGUUGAUUUCGUUUUGCUGGUGAGGCUGAAGGGGUGGAAAUGGCUGCUUUCUAGAACAUUUAAUUUACCACUUUCUUCUCAUUCAGAGUUGAAAAAUAGAAUUGAAUGCUAAUUUUAGACCAAUUAUUUUUUAGAUAAAAAUGUAGCCAACUAAAAUCAACACACACGUUUAAAAUGGAGAAAACUGACACAAAAUGAACGAUUCGGACGUUUCGCUGAAGAGAUCUAAAAAGGCAUCAGACAUGAACAACACGACAAGCACUUUUGAAUUUUAAAAUAAUAUUAUAUAUAUUAAUUUUCAUUAUAUGUAUUAUGUAAUACGUGUAUUCAGAAUUUAAGAUUAAAAUUUUCACUCUUCGAAGAGAUUCCCAUUUAAAAUUAACAUAAAUUAACAGUAAAGUUCAACGUUCUACUUCAAAAGCUUAAGAAUUCGAAAAACUAACACCCUAAAAAACAGAAAUUUCACAGACGCCGCCUAAAUAACAACACGCGACUGGUGAAAGUAAACAAGCGGCUGCGGUACGUUAGCUUCCCCUCUGACACACUAACACGGGCUCUGCUUCUUCCUCUCGGUCGGAACGCGCAGCAGAUGAUCCAAAAGCAGCGGGCCGAAAAUAGCCGCCACCGUCCGUCCGUCAGUUGUUCAGUCGACGCUUCGAACGAUGGAGCACCAAUGCUACCGAUGCCCCGUGUGUCUGCACUCGAGUUUCGACUCGUUGGCCGCCCUGUGGCAGGGCCUGAUGAGCGUGGCCAGCCGAAGGCUGUCGUGUCCCGUGUGCCAGGAGGUGCUGCUCGGUCUCGACAAGCUCACCCUACACCUGUACGCGCACCUGCCUUCGCACCCCGCGGCCGACGCCCUGCCCGACGCGGCCGUCUUGCCCACCGUCCAGCCGCCCCCACCGCCUCCUCCACCCCUCCAGCCGCUUCCGGCACCGGUGCUGCAUCCGAUUCAGGUUGGGGCGUCCUGCCCUGAGCUGGACAGGGUGUUUGCCGGCGUGGUUGGUGACGUCGGUGGCAAUCAGCACCAGCAUAACGGUGGCUGCAGUAACCAGUGCAGCGAGUGCGGCAUCUCAUUUUCGAGCAGCCAAAUGCUGGCGACGCACACGAGCAUCGUGCACCCCGUGCCACCAGCGGCCGAGAAAAAGGUGGAGCAGCCACAGCACCAAUGCCACCUGUGCUCGCGCAAGUUCAAAAUGAAGGGUUCGCUGAUGGUGCACAUGCGGUUCGUGCAUGGUGGCGCGAGGAAGGACAACGGCAAGCACAAAAGGCAAAGCAGACAACAGCAGAAUCCAAAAUCCCCGCCUAUGGAGGCGCCGGUGAGCAGCCCCCAGUCCUUCCCUUCGCUCGCCGACCUGAAGGAAACGUUGAGUCCCGUCGAGCCGGCAUUCUCACCGGUGGCUGUGCGCUCGCCUGAAGUUUCCGCACACAAAGCACAAGAGUCGUCGACGGCGCCGGUGGAGAAGGAAGCGGCCAACAGUCAGCAGCAGUGGAAUCAACUCGUGUCUUCGUGUCUCAACGAGAACUUCAAGUGGGACAAUAAACAGUGGGAGUGCGAAGUAUGCGGCAAAAAGUUCACGACCAAGUACUUUCAGAAGAAGCACCAGCGGCUGCACACGGGCGAGCGGCCGUACCAGUGCGGCACGUGCGGCAAGAGCUUCGCGUUCCAGCAGUCGUUCCACAAGCACCUGCUCUACCACACGAGCGCCAAGCCACACGUGUGCCAGGAGUGCGGACAAGCGUUCAAGGAGCUGUCCACGCUGCACAACCACCAGCGCAUCCACACCGGCGAGCGGCCCUUCGCCUGCGAGACUUGCGGCAAGGCCUUCCGCCAGCGCGUCUCCUACCUCGUGCACCGUCGCAUCCACACCGGCGCCCUGCCCUACAAGUGCACCGCCUGCAACAAAUCGUUCAGAUACAAGGUGAGUCAGCGGACGCACAAAUGCAUAGCACAACCACCCGGCGAUUUGGUGCGGCAAAGCGACCUGGUGCAACGCUUGAUUUCCAAAACAGUAGGCGCAGACACCAUCAAAGACGUGGAAGCGGUGCCGCCGGUUUUGUCCACUCCUGUGGUGCAGCCUGUGCUAAUACAGCAGCCCGCGGAGCCGCUGCUAACCAUAAAUGAGGAAUCGUUACGUCAGUUGCUAGCGAUUUUCCCGCCAACGUAAUAUUCAGUUUCAGAGGGGCUAAAUGACUGAACGACAUGUGAUUUAUCUGUAUUUGCAUUUUUAUUUUUAAAAUUAGUUGUCUGCGUUCAAAACCUUGUGUAAUUUAAGUCGAAACUAUGCACAAUAAUAAAUGUGUAACUACAGUUACACCAAAUCCCAA